AUGACUGACAUUGUUUCUCGCCAGAGCCCAUUGGCUCCCGUAUGGUUGGCAGCAAACUACGAUAAAAAACUCACAAAACACCAACUUUUAUCUGCAAAUAUUGUCCAUUCUUCGUCAUUAAUAACACACAAUGAAACCCCAGGGACCAUCAACCUUCGUUUAUCUGGCCAAUUAUUGCUUGGAAUUGUGCGUAUCUACUCCAGAAAGACGAAAUACUUGCUUGAUGAUGUCAAUGAUAUCUUGUUUAAACUCAAAAAUUCGUUCCGUUACGCCACCGGCGUGUCUUCCGAUGCGAUUCAAGUCACGGCAGCUCCACAAAACCAAGUUAUCACCAACAUCUCGUCCAUAACGCUUCAGGAUCAGGUUACUGACCUCAACUUGUUGUACCAAGAAGACUUACGACUCGAUGACGAAGUGCCCACAACUCUCUUCCGCAACCUCAAUCUGGCAUUACCCGAUGAUACAAUGGACACAUCUAUAGAAUAUGGAAGAAAUGCAGACAUUCAUGAACCCGAUAAUAACGAUGUCGAUUUGGAAUUGGAUUUUAAUUUGGAUCAGUCGAUCGAAAUGGGUAGAAACGCGCCUGGCGUCAAUGCGGCAGGAGAUAUGUCGCUCAUGGACUUGCACGAUGACCUCAACUUUGAUAUAGGUGAACCUUUACAGACUUUGGACGCAGAAUCGAUUCAUGAAGAGGUACCGCCUCCUAAAACUCCAGUCCAACGUGCUCCAAAGAACCAAAGAAAGCUCAAGAGGAAACUAGUCAUCGAUUCUCCACAAGAAUUGGAACGAGGAAUCUCGAUACAUGAAUUGAAGCGGUUGCUGCAGCUCCGAUUACGUGACCUCACCGUCCACUCUUUCGACUUCCAUUUAUCGGAGCAGGACAAGCUUAACUUAAUUCAAGAGCUCUCUACGAAUAAGCGCCGGCGUUUUGCUCUUGACUCUCAAUUGCAAGAGGUUUGCGAGGAGCUUGCCAUGCAAGAGGAACAGCAUAAAGAGCAGCAGGAAGAGGAGGAGCCUAACUUUGAGUUUGGUAAUUUGGACUUGGACUUAUCGCUUCCUGAGAUAGAGUUCCCACAAGAACCCAUAUCUAGCAAUGCCCAAUCGUCGAUGCAAAUUGCAAAUCUUUUGAGAGAAAAAUUUGAUGAAAAGGACACUGUAGAGUUUUCCGAUGUUGUCCAUGAGGAUAUGAAAUCUCAAAAACCACUUGGAAUGAAGGAAGAAAAUAAGAUCAACAAGCGCCGAGAAGCGAGUAAAUGUUUCUUUGAGGUUUUGGUGCUUGCUACUAACAACUGCAUUUCUGUCAACUCAGACUUGACAAUCACCAAGAAAGAGAGCAUAUACACCAAGUUUUUGUAA
Molecule: messenger RNA, 1356 nt
Organism: Meyerozyma guilliermondii ATCC 6260
Lineage: Eukaryota; Fungi; Ascomycota; Pichiomycetes; Serinales; Debaryomycetaceae
Gene: MCD1
Product: kleisin alpha
Exons: 1
Coding region: 1-1356 (451 amino acids)
Biological process (GO): synaptonemal complex assembly; mitotic sister chromatid cohesion; replication-born double-strand break repair via sister chromatid exchange
Cellular component (GO): synaptonemal complex; cohesin complex
Molecular function (GO): chromatin binding; protein binding
Source: RefSeq, a predicted model, not a curated record